UCUUUGUCAAUAGCCUUGUACUGGGUUAGCUAGCAUGCUAGCCAUGUGUUGGAUAACAGAUAUUUCAACAAAUAUUUUAAUCUUAUGAAAAAAUAACAGUACCAGUCCAUAGCCAAGAAUGGUGGCUGUCGGCCGCAUCUGCAUAUCAAAUAAAUGACUACGGAUUUCGGCUAGUUAAAGUAUUCAGUUACUAGCGGCUGCAGGUGUUGGGGCUGGGGACUUCACUGAUCUGAAGCAUUCAAGAGCUGAAACAACCAAUCAUAAGUGUGUAGAGACAGACAGACAGGCAGACAAACACCCACAUGUGCGCUGUGUGCCCCCUUCGCUGGGCCAAGCGCCAUGCCUGAUCGUGACAGUGCCUACCUGUCAGGUGGCAGUGGGGGAGGCAGUGGGGCUGUAGUGGGCGUCAGCGUCGGUGAAGAGGGAGGAGCCGGUGCAGGGCUAGUGGGUGGAGCAGGGGAAGGCAGAGGGGGAACGGCGGGAGGCGGAACUUGCGGAGGAGGGGGUGGCGCUGGGUCGGCCGCGAUGGGGGGAGGAGGGGCGCUGGGGAACGGGAGCAGCUGUGGGGGGCUGGGCUCAGGGCUGGCCCUGGAUGGUGUCUGCCGGGACUUCCUGCGCAACGUAUGCAAGAGGGGGAAGCGCUGCCGCUUCCGCCACCCGGACUUCAAUGAGGUGCCCGACCUGGGCGUGCAGAAGAACGAGUUCAUCUUCUGCCAUGACCACCAGAACAAGGAGUGUGUGCGCGCCAACUGCCGUUUUGUGCACGGAUCCAAGGAGGACGAGGAUUACUACAAAAAGACGGGCGAGCUGCCCCUCAGGCUCCGAGGCAAAGUGGCGGCUGGCCUGGGACUGUCCCCAACCGACCUGCCCCUGAGCCGCGGUGAGGUACCCAUCUGCAGGGACUUCCUGAAGGGGGAGUGUCAGCGGGGAAACAAGUGCAAGUUCCGUCACGUGAAGAAGGACUAUGAAUACGAGCCGGCCCGGGUCGGGGGAGGCGGGGUCAUGGGCGCUGGGGUCAGUGGGAUGGUGAGCAUGACGGGAGGAGGAGGUGGCUGUGGAGGGGUGGGGGGGAGCAUGUCGGGACUGGUUGGGGGAGGUGGCGGGCCCAACAUGUUGGGGAUGGGAUGCCCGAGCUUGGGGGGCUGCAGGGAGCAGGGCAUUUUAGGUGGGGGUGGAGGAGGCGGUGUGGGGCUAGGGGGCUGUCUCUCCAUGGGUCCCCCAGGGCCCAGGCGCUUUGACAGGGGCCCCUGCUCAGUGUACGACCCUCUAUUUGAGAGCGGACUGUUCGAGGCGGGGCCCCUGGAGGCCCCUGUGGACCAUGCGGCACUGCAGCUGAAGAGACGGCGGCUGGAGGGGCUGCGGCUAGCAGACGGAGGGGGAGGGGGCCACUACGAGCUAGGAGUGCAGGCUGCCCUCCCACCCCGCCCACUGGAGUACAGGUUUCUGGAGGAGGAGAACACCCUGCUGAGGAAGAGGGUGGAGGAACUGAAAAAACAGGUCUCCAACCUUAUUGCCACCAACGAGGUCCUGCUGGAGCAGAACGCCCAGUUCCGCAGCCAGGCCAAGGUGAUGACGCUGUCCUCCACACCAGCGCCCUCUGAGCAGAGCCUGGCGCCUCCUGUCGGCUCCGUCAGUUCUUACAACCACAGCAUUGCCCAGACUCACACCACUUUGAGCAGCGCCGGCUUGCAGCCCCGCCCCGUCACCCAGCAGGACUUGGUGGCCCCUGCGGGAGCCCCCACUGCCCCUCCUUCCAACACUGCGCCGCCCACAGCGCCUCCACCCCACCUCAACCCCGAGAUCACCCCCCUCUCCGCAGCGCUGGCCCAGACCAUUGCCCAGGGCAUGGCACCGCCCGUCUCCAUGGCGCCAGUGGCUGUCUCCGUGGCUCCCGUGGCUGUGUCCAUGGCCCAGCCCCUUCCUGGCAUCACCAUGAGCCACGCCACAACCCCCAUGGUAUCCUACCCCAUUGCCAGCCAGAGCAUGCGGAUCACUACCCUGCCUCACUGACAUGCUGGGUUCCACAGUGUCCCCUACAGCAAGCAGUCUGAAAAGCCCUGCGCAUCCUGUUCAUAUUCAUUUACUCCUCACUCUGAUGCACAGACUGGGAGACUGACUGGUGCAAAGACAAGGGGAAAUCUUGUAGACCCGCACGCACGUACAGACCCUACACACACACCAGAGCAGAGUGGCUGAAGUUGAAACUGUACCCCAUGUGAUGUGGGAGUAGGAGCCUCUUCACUCUGUGUAAAUUUGAAGGAUUCAAUGCUACAAGCGCCUUUUUCCACUGGCACCAAAUAGAUUGAAAUACAUAUUUGUACAGAACACUCUCCUGCUCUAAAACCUCAGAAUGUAGAAGGACUCAAAAAUGGAGGCUUGCCAGGAAAUUUCAUGACUUCAGAAUUUUAUUAAUAUUUUUUAUAGAAUCCAUCUGUGUAAUUAUACUUUUGCACAAACACACUCCAAGUGACAACAAAGCAAACUGAAUAUUCCUUGAUGUUAGUAGAUCAGAAAAUGGAUCUUCAAAAAGCAGGGGUCUUGGGUCCUCAUGUUGGCCCGUAUUGAGUUAGUAACAAUGACGUGGUCUGAAGAAAGGUGGGACACGUGGCUUGACCGUAGCUGUGAUGAACUGGAGCCUGAGCAUGUUCAUGCUGCUGGCUGCAUAUAACUUACUUGGUCAAGAACCAUGUACCACUCCGGCUUGUGACCUCUUGUCCUAAUUUAUUGAACCAGUUGGAAAAAUUUAAAUUCAUGUAAUUGUUUUUGCAUCUGAGAGACCCCUCAUGUUGGGCAUUAAUUUAGAGGUAAGACACCGAAGGAUGUGUUUUUAUUGCUUUUCUCUUGCUUUUAUCUAGGGCAACAAACAAAUUAGGAACAUAAGCAAGCUGUAUGAGAGUCAGAGAGCGGUCAUAUUUUUACAUUUGCAGCUUCACUGGAAAACUUUUAAGGUGUCAGUUUUCUACUCACAUUAAUUGAAUUAGCAGUAAAUCAGUCAUUUGAUGUCUAUAGGAAACACUUUUGUUUGUUCAUUUGAAAUGACUGAUCUCAUGUCUGGUGUACUCACUAAAUAAGACCUGAACCUUAAUAGAGUAUGAUUAUUUCAGUGUAGGUUUAACUUCAGAAAGGACUAAACUUGACCAUUGAGGUUACAGAUGUUCCAGAACAGACCACAGGUUGGGGAGUCAUGUACCUCUCAUGAUCAUUAGGUCUUACCUGAGAGGGAGUCUGCAUCACAGCCUGGAAACUUAGUCUGAGAAAAUGUUUUUACUUCACUUUUACUUUGGUCAGAAAAGGUUGCAUUAAUGAUCUUUUGGAGUGACU
Molecule: messenger RNA, 3321 nt
Organism: Megalops cyprinoides (Indo-Pacific tarpon)
Lineage: Eukaryota; Metazoa; Chordata; Actinopteri; Elopiformes; Megalopidae
Gene: zc3h10
Product: zinc finger CCCH-type containing 10
Exons: 3
Coding region: 340-2010 (556 amino acids)
Molecular function (GO): metal ion binding
Source: RefSeq, a predicted model, not a curated record